Macrosteles quadrilineatus (aster leafhopper) is the source of this 2148-nucleotide messenger RNA. Its product is annotated as sphingosine-1-phosphate lyase-like. The record is from RefSeq and is a predicted model, not a curated record. Gene Ontology annotation, cellular component: endoplasmic reticulum. The transcript is spliced from 11 exons. Gene Ontology annotation, biological process: sphingolipid catabolic process; carboxylic acid metabolic process. The coding region runs from base 267 to 1937 and encodes 556 amino acids. Gene Ontology annotation, molecular function: sphinganine-1-phosphate aldolase activity; pyridoxal phosphate binding. Lineage: Eukaryota; Metazoa; Arthropoda; Insecta; Hemiptera; Cicadellidae.
UUCAAGCUACAUCAACAUCACUUCUGUUGACUUCACCAACAUAACCCUGAAUUUGAUUGAUAUUCGAAGUAAAAAACUGUUUAUUCAUUGAUUCAUGCAUUGUGUUAGUUUGUUAUCUACAACUGGCUUUUUGUUCUAAAUUGUCAGAAACAAUACAAUGGUGCACUUUAUGUGGAUUUCGUCUUGAAUUUUGAGCCAUUGUUAAGGUUAUAGUCUAGUCAUUGUAUCUACUGAACAACCCCAACAGUUAACUUAACUCAUAUAAAAUGGACAUUGUUGGCAAACCAGUUUCCGCUCUAAAAGUAUUUAUCAACAGCUGUGCAGGCCAGAGAGAACCUUGGGAAAUCGUAACAAUCACUACAACAUCGGUGCUGGCAGCUGUUUGGUUCUGGCAGUUUGUUUUUCAAGAAGAAAGCGUCCAUGUUCGUGCCAAAAAAGCAUUUUUCAAACUUUUGAGAAAGGUUCCUGCAGUAAGAAAUAAGUUGAAAGCAGAAAUUGAGAAAAUAUCGGACAAAUUUAUGGAGGACGCUGAGAAGCGUGUAAAGGACAUUCCAUUCGUCCUUUGUCUUCCGGACAAAGGUGCCAAGGAUGAAGAGGUGCUUAGAUGUGUAGAAAAGUGCGUAGAAUUGGGUGAGUUUGACUGGAAGCACGGGUUCGUGUCUGGCGCAGUGUACUUCCAGAGCCAACCGUUGUUGGACCUAGUGUCCAAGGUUUACGGUCAGACGUCGUACACAAACCCUCUCCAUCCAGACGUGUUCCCAGGCAUAAACAAGAUGGAAGCCGAGGUGGUUAGGAUCACCGCCCAGCUGUUCCAUGGCGGACCAAACUCCUGUGGGACUAUGACCAGUGGGGGUACAGAGUCGAUUCUGAUGGCUUGCAAGGCGUUAAGGGACUUUGCCUACCACGAGAGAGGGAUUAGGCGAGGAGAGAUUGUGUUGCCGAAGACAGCUCACCCCGCCUUCGACAAGGCAGCUCAGUACCUGGACAUGAAGAUCACUUAUGUACCUGUCGACCCGAAAACAUGCACUGUGGACAUCAAACAGAUGGAAAAAGCAAUUUCUAAGAAUACGGUUAUGUUGGUGGGCUCGGUGCCGAACUACCCGUAUGGAACAUCGGACGACAUGGAGGCGAUCGCUGCCCUCGGACGCAAAUACAACAUUCCCGUCCACUCAGACUGCUGUCUCGGUGGCUUCCUCACAGCUUUCAUGCCGUCAGUUGGGUAUCCCGUUGCUCCCUUCGACUUUGCUGUUGACGGCAUCGUCAGUAUAUCUGCCGAUACUCACAAGUAUGGGUACACACCGAAGGGAUCCUCAGUGGUGUUGUAUUGUGAUGAGAAGUACCGUAGUUACCAAUACACAGUGACUACAGACUGGCCCGGUGGAGUAUACGGGUCACCCACUGUCAACGGGUCCAGACCCGGUGGCACAAUAGCAGUUACAUGGGCCUCAAUGAUGCAUUUUGGAUUGGAGGGCUACAAAGACGCCACGAAGAAAGUCAUCUCUACAUCGAGACAUCUUGAAAAGAAGUUGCGAGAGAUUGAAGAACUGACAUUAUUCGGUACUCCUGCAACGUCAGUUGUGGCAUUUCGCUCUGAAAAGUUCCAUAUUUACAAAUUGGCAGAAAUUCUUAAAUCCAAGCAGUGGAAUAUAAAUUCACUGCAGUUUCCGCCUGGCAUCCACAUGACAGUGACCGUCAUGCACACUGUGGAUGGUGUCAUUGAUCGCUUCGUGGAGGACGUCAAGCUAGGAGUGCAACAAAUUAUGACAUCAACUGAUCUUCAAGAGUUGACCAAAGGAGGAGAGAUGGCGCUGUACGGUAUGGCCCAGAGUCUACCAGAUCGUACGAUAGUUGAGGACAUCACUUGUGCGUGGCUCGACUCGCUUUACUUCACACCGAAACAAUCAGAGAAGCAUAGCUCUCAAAACGGCCACAUCUAGUCAAAGCAACGGAUCUUGAACUGUAGUUGAACUUGAAUACCAUUUGUGAUACCACAUCAACGUUAAUCUUAAGUACAAGCUACAUUUAAGUUUAUUUUUGUAUGUUUUACUCAUAUUGUAUUUUUAUAGGUGGUUACACAACACCACCAGCCAUAUUGUAUUUUAAUAUUGUAUUAUACUCGUCUCAGAAAUAUAUUAAUGUUGAUCGUGA